Molecule: messenger RNA, 2835 nt
Organism: Cyclocybe aegerita
Lineage: Eukaryota; Fungi; Basidiomycota; Agaricomycetes; Agaricales; Hemipholiotaceae
Source: the annotation of a GenBank genome assembly
AUGAGGUUUCUUUACGGUUGGAGAAGGCCUCAUGGCUGCCUCAAGGCUAAGAGAAAGGGGAAAUGGUCACGAGAUUCACUUCCCCUUGUCCUUCAACCAAACGUUUCCUGGCCCACGACUAGCACCGGUUGCUCGCCGUCCAUGGCAUCCUCCAGCAACCACAGAACGUCAACGACACCGCCUUCCGCAUUCUCCUCGCAGUCCAGGGCAAGACCCAUCUCACGUCGGACAGCUAGUUCAUAUGACGGCCGGACGUUCCAGGACGUAAUUCAGCACCAUAGGACUCCUUCGUCGGCGGCGGGGCCCUCCACACGCCCCCAUCCUUUCACCCGCCCUGUAUCUCCCAUGGCACCGACACUAUCCACUGCAAGUGAUCCCCGCUUCUCCCGACUGUUUAACACCGUCCUCGGUUCACCGUUCUUGACGACUGCUGAACCGUUGCCUCACCUCGAGCUGGAGGCCAUGGAUUCCAAUGCACCCGCUUCUGAUCAUAGACCAGCCUCGCCUACGCCAACAGCGGAUUUCUCUAUUAUCGAUAUGGAUCCUGAAGAUAUAGAUCCCAAUCCGUUCAUCCCGGGAAGCUAUCCCACAGGUCAUUCCAGACUCAUAUCGUCGUCCAUCCCCUCUCUGACCUUCUCUCGCGGACGCCAAAUGUCGACGUUGGCAGGAACAUCUUCCAGCUAUGCACAGACCCGCGAUCGGCAGACCCAUCCUCAGCAUUCUAGUUCACUUAAGGCGCUUCUCCCACGUCUCUGGGAUGCCCUAUCUUCUCCUGGCCGCACCAUGCUCAGCCUUUCUCCUUCGAUGAACGUAAACUCUACGUCACCCUCGUCAUCACGUUCUUCUUCCAGAACUGCCUCUCCAUCCGCACCACCUCAUCAUCUCCCUCCUCAGUCGUGGUAUGCGCAGAACGGCACUCCAAGUGGCAGACACUCACCUGUAUAUUGGUACACCGGCUCGAACGGCAAAGGGAAAUGCAAAGCGAAGGGAAACGACCGCACUGGAAGUCGGUCAGACCUCGACGAAAAUAUCAACUACUCCGAGCUUCCUCCUUUGGACGGAGAGGAGGGAGAAUUAAUCGAUGAGGCUUGUUUCAUCGAUCCACCAGACGCUACUGGGAUCGAUAUUCUCUCCAAGCUUCCACCAGAGCUUGCGUUGCAUAUUCUGACCUUUAUCUGUCCCCCUCCUCUCUCUCCUUCCACGUUUUACCUAAACACCUCAGCAUCUCCCGGCAGAAGCAGAGCCAUCAGUAAUGAAGGUGAUACCGCACCCCACGAGGCGUUGAAAGCACUUCUUUCUUGUCGCUUAGUCUCGCAUACAUGGUGUCGUCUAGCAAGCGACAACGCCGUCUGGCGCGCCUCGUUUCUGGGUCGGUGGAAUAUCGAUUUGAGACGCGCUGUUGACACCGCCUCUGGGACAGAAGGGCCUGAGAGGGGUGUACGAGCCACCAUGGGCAAGACAUGGGAUUUCAACCUCCUCGACAUCACCCCGAAAGCGCGGCGCGUCCUCGGGCUUGGGUGUAUCGACGCACCUCCUACCAGUGCGCCUCUCCAACUGGACUGGCGUGUGCUAUAUCGCGAGAGGCUUGAGCUCGAUAGGCGGUGGGCUGGAACAGCCCGUGGUGCUACUUUUGGCCAUGAUUAUGCUGUUGCUGCGCAGUCCACGAGGCGGAUGGGUGGCGUUUACAGCGGCUCGUUCUUGGGUACUCCAUCUUCUGUAUCUGGUGGCAACUUCGAAAUGGGCGACACUUGCGUGCACAAGACGUUUGAGCCUAAACUGCUGAAAGUUGGUGGCCAUACUGACAGUGUAUAUUGUCUAGAGUUCGAUUCGCGGCGUAUCAUCACAGGCUCUCGCGAUCGCACGAUCAAAGUGUGGAGUCUGCGGACCGGCGAGUGCCUUGGAACCUUUGGUGGCGCGCAUCGUGGCAGCGUUCUCUGUCUCAAGUUCGAACAAGACUGGGAUCGCAACUGGGAAGAUCACUCGCUGUCUGAUGUCCCACGAGACAGCCGAGGCAAUCCAAAGGCCAAGGAGGACGCGCGCCAAAGAAAGGGCUUUAUGGUCAGCGGGAGCAGUGACUGUAGUAUUUGCGUCUGGGAUCUCCACCUCGGUCCCCUUGUCGAGUCCGAUGAUGCGUCGGUAAUGAGUGAUGAGAAAAGGAACCGUAGAAGGGAUGACGGUGACAGGAUGGUUGAAGCAGAAGUUAAGACCGUCCUGAAAGGACAUUCUGGUGGUGUGCUCGAUCUUCGCAUUGAUAGGCGUUGGAUCGUCAGCUGCUCCAAGGAUGCUGUUAUUCGGGUUUGGAAUCGCGAAACUCUAGAAUUGCACCGUACUCUGCGAGGGCACGAAGGUCCUGUCAACGCUGUUGGGCUGCAAAGUGGGAAAGUGGUUAGCGCAAGUGGUGAUGGGAAGAUGAUUUUGUGGGAUAUCGAGAGCGGUGAACGCCUCAGAACGUUUGAGGGUCAUGAUCGAGGAUUGGCAUGCAUUGAAUUUAAGGACGACUUCAUCGUGUCCGGCUCAAACGACUGUAAGAUCAAGGUCUGGAGCGCUUCGACAGGUGAAUGUCUUCGCACUUUGGUUGGACACGAAGCCCUUGUGCGAGCGCUCUCUUUCGAUCCCCGGACCGGACGUCUUGUCAGCGCAAGCUACGACAAAUCCGUGAAGCUAUGGGACCUCGGUAGCGGCAAACUGGUGCGCGAGUUUAAAGGACCGGAAGUACACACGAGUCAUAUUUUCGAUGUCAAGUUCGACGUUGCGCGAAUCGUCAGCACCUCGCAUGAUCAGAAAAUUGUUGCCCUGGAUUUCUCUGUAGGCCUCGACGCUGCUCUCUUCGUAUGA